CCCUGCUUGUGUAAGAAACUGGGGAGGGCCUCUAUAGGGAACGACGGGGGUGACAGAUUGAGCGAGAUAUUCGUGAACAGGGCUCGUAACAAGGGGGGCGAAGACGGCGGAGGGGUGACCUCGAUCAGACUGCAGAGCGUGGUGUGGUCCACACCAAACUGCUUCCGAACAAACGAGUCCUCGUCCUUGGCCUGUCUCUGCCGCGCCAUGUUCAGCCGCAUGAUCCAGUCCACGGAAUGCACCUCAGCCAGUCUCUCCCGCGCAUCGCUGAUCGAUACGGAAUGCUGGGAGGUGAAGUUGAAAUCCGAGGACGACUCGGCCGCGAGAAUCGAGUUGACCUUCGCCUGGAACGCCUCGUCGCGAUCUUUCCGACUCUUGGCUGCGUCCAGUCCCACACGCGACGCCAGCCCCAGCCUCGUCUCGAACGGAUCGUCCGCGGCCUCGACGCACAGUGCGCGGAUGUUCAGCGUCAGCUUGGGCACGUGCUUGGCCGCCUCGGCCUCGGGGAAUGGAACAGACGAGAACUCGCCGAGCAAGCAGAUGCGGCCGAGGUGUUUGAUGGAUUUCACGCACAGGCUGAUGUCGAGCACCAGAUCGGCCAACACGAAUCCGUGCGGGAUGCGGAUCCUCGCGGCAUCAGCGUCAAUGAGGAUAUCCCCGGCAUCGAUGGUGGCUGUCCACCGGCGCAGACUGAGGAGCUCUUCCCACCGCUCAGAGUGCGGACCAGCCCAAAGCUUAGGGGUGCUGCUUGCAGGGAUUUUGACCCAGCCAGUUGCACGCUCCCACGACGCCGUAAUCGCCUUGUCUUUGAGCACGGCACUGAGGCCGUCCCAGCGAAAGUGCGCAGAUUGUGCCGGCAGAGCGCAGAUCAAGUGAACAGUCUUCACGAGCACAUUAGUCGUCACGUGUAAUGACGAUGGCAUGGGCUGUUUCACGAUCGGCGAUUUUCGUCUUGCACCAGCGAGCUUGUGCACAGUCGAUGCGCCCAGUAAGACACUGUAAAGAUGGGCAAGCUGGAACGACACCUUGACACUGGGAAGAGUCACGGUGACCGAACAGUUGUCCGCACUACUGACAGUGGGCCAAAACGUCCCGCUGGACAGCGCAACCACGAUGCUCGGCUUCUGCAACGCCAGAAACUCCUGCUGCUUGAGUCCCGGGGCGUCUCGUUCAGAGAUCAGGGGAUCAUCGGCUUCGAAUUGCGUGGACACGGCACUGCGCACAGCCAGGUCUGUAAGAGACACGUGCACCGUGGAUGCAACAUUGUUUGUCCGCAGCGCCCCCAGCACGGAUGGAAUCAGGGUUUCCGGUGGCAGGUACAGCAUCUGGCGGGUGGCUGACCGCCAGUGGGAUCGGGGCUCUGGAUUUGCACGCAGAGAGCAGAACUGCACCGCCAGCCCAACUGCACGCACAGCGAAUCCGCGAGCGAGAUCCAUCGUGUCGUCUGGAUUGAGAUCGGGAGCAGUCACAAACACCACAAACCGCGCCAGGGAGAACGUCGCAAACACGCCCUUCGGCAGCUGGCUUACGGAGAACGUAGAUGUCUUCGGUGUUGGCGCCGGUAGAGCUGAGAGCACGUGCAAGAGGGUCUGCACAACCAGCGGGUGCCACAGUUCGACACACAACGCAUCAGAAGUGCAUAACACCUCAAUCGUCCGAGAGGGCAAGUACACCAGAGCAGUAUGUGAAUCGUCGCUCAGCGUCGCAUCAGCCCGGCAGUGGCCGGUCACUUCGAACGACUCCAUCGAAAGCAGCACCGGGUCCUCCACCGGGCCAGAGCACACACGCACAAAUGUCGGCCGGAGAGCAAAUCCGAUUUGCGCCGUCAGAUGCAGGUGCACGGCGUCUACCGGGAUCGACGCCCGUCC
This is a messenger RNA of Mycena citricolor, 1868 nucleotides long. Lineage: Eukaryota; Fungi; Basidiomycota; Agaricomycetes; Agaricales; Mycenaceae. The record is from the annotation of a GenBank genome assembly.